This is a messenger RNA of Megalopta genalis, 2617 nucleotides long. RefSeq names its product CDK5 regulatory subunit-associated protein 3. Gene Ontology annotation, biological process: regulation of mitotic cell cycle. The record is from RefSeq and is a predicted model, not a curated record. Gene Ontology annotation, cellular component: endomembrane system. Lineage: Eukaryota; Metazoa; Arthropoda; Insecta; Hymenoptera; Halictidae.
CCGGUGUCGUAUCCUGGUCGUUGUAAUCACUUCGCAAUGCUGUAACACUAUAAUCUAGAACUAACAGCUGUUAUAACCUACAGAGAAACAGACAGGAGAAAAUCGAAGUGAUUGUUUAUAGGCACUUUCAAUUAUGGAGGAGCAAAACUUUUCUAUCAUUAUUGACACCAGAAAAUUAUUGGAGUGGUUAAUCAGCAGGCGACAUUGCAAUAAAGAUUGGCAUACAAAGGUUUUAGUUAUUAGAGAAAAAAUUAAUAAUGCCAUUCAAGAUAUGCCUGAACAUGAUGAUAUUGCUAAAUUAUUAUCUGGAACAUAUAUAAACUAUUUCCACUGCUUAAAAAUAGUGGAAAUAUUGAAAGAGACCGAGGCUGAUACAAAAAAUGUUUUUGGAAGGUAUGGUUCGCAGAGAAUGAAAGACUGGCAAGAAAUAGUGAAGGCAUACGAAAAAGACAACUUGUACUUGGCAGAAAUAGCACAAAUGCUUAUUAGAAAUGUCAUAUACGAAGUGCCUAGCAGUAAGAAACAAAUUCAAAAAUUGGAGCAGAUGCAAACUGACUUUGAAAAGAAGGAAGCAGAGUAUAAAAAAUUAGAGAAUGCAGCUCAGUCAGAGUUCGAUGCAUUUUGUAAGCAAUUAUGCAUUGAUGGCCAUCAUAUCAAACAGGAACUGGCGGAAAAAGUAAAAGAACUGCCAGAAAUUUAUGAGAAAAUUGCCAAAGAAUCAAAAUCAGUACAAAAAGCUAUAGAAUUUUAUUGUGCUUUUGUUAAUUACACUCUAGGUAGACUGCACGAUGAUGGCUGUGUUCCCAUGCUGAAAUAUGUAAUUGAAAAGGGGAAUACUACCACGUAUGAAUGGAUCUAUGGAGAACCCCCGUUAUCAAUUAAUGAACCACCUUUAAACAUAAACACUGAUAAUGACGAUUUAGAAAGUAAAAAAGCUGAAGAAACAGAAACUGAAAUUGAUUUUGGGGAUAUCGAUUUGAACGCAGACAUAGAUUGGGGUGGUGAUAUUAAUUUGCAAGAUGGGGCAGAAAUUGACUGGGGCGAAGGGAAUGCGGAAGUAGAUGCGCCCGCGGAUGGCAUAGAUUUCAAUAUCUCCUUAGAAGAGUCUGGUAUAGUCGUGGAAGCAGCUGGUCUCGAAGGUGGAGUGGCUAGCGGUACCGAAGCGUACACGGUUCUUGACAAUCCUUCUACCAGAAGUGAUUUUAUUAAUCAAUUGUACGAGCUGGAAGCAUUCCUUAUAUUACGAUUACACGAAUUAAAAGCCGACGAUGGCGUGAAUUUCCUAAGCUUCAGUCAGAUUCAUGAUUCUAUUCUGCAAUAUUCGAAUGUAAAAAACACUCAGAAUAUGUUAGAGAGUGUGGAAGCCGUUUUAUCCCAGAUGCUGAACCCAGUGGUUCAACACCUGCAUAACAUUAAACAUUCUCCGAGUUAUAUAGAUAAGUUUUCUACAACCUUGAAACAUAAGCAGAGUUUAGUGGACAAAAUGAUAGCAAUGCAACAUACAAUGAAACAGAAAAGGCAAACUGCCGCGAAAGAAGUGGCGGCGCUUCAACCCCUUUUACAAUGUAUCAUACAAAGGACAAAGGAGCUACAAGAAAAGAUAGAACAAGAUAUUUCAAAGAAGUACAAAAACCGAGAUGUACAAUUAACCGGGAUUCUGAACCAAUCUCCAUGGUGACGAGGUGCAUACGGCUUUGGUCGUUGGGCAAGGGUAACGUCUCAGACACUCUGCGAACGAACGAUCGCACUCGCAUAACCGUUGAGAACACGACCCAGAUCCUCCCCAGUUUCCAUGCUCAACGGCUGCAAAAUAAACGGGCCUAAUAAUUAUGGAAUCGAAAAUAGUUUAGAAGCUGCAGAAACACGGUGGAACGUACCGCAGACCGGCUUGUAGCCAUGAUAACAUCUCCAAUAAUAUGGUACAAAGUACUCUGAAAACAUCGGACAAUCCGUAGCAUCGUAGCACCAGUCAUGCAUUUUACAACACCUGGAAAAAAACAAUGUUCAACUUCGGAUGAUCCAUGGUAAACAAUUUCCUGAAUUUCUUUGGCAUUUUCUCCAUCUCGAGCAUCAAUUAUUGAAACUUUAAAGAUGCUUUCAUGAGAAAUGAUUCCUUACUCUAUAUCGAUGAACAUAUUACAAUUACAAUUAUAUUUGUUAAUCUUGUCAUACUGAUAAGAUUGCUUUAAAGCAUUUUAUGCAUUUAGAUCUAAAGAAUUUAAGAAUAAGAAUAAGAAUCCUGGAUUCAGUGAAAUUAGUAAAGGAAGAACGAAGUUUCCAUUCUUCUCUAUAGAACUGAUUCAGACAAUUCUUACUUUACAUAAAGACCAGCAGUAUACUUUGAAGGUUCAAUAGUGACAUAUAAGUAAAUUACCUGUCUAUGCCGUCUAUAACAUAUCCUGCACCCAGAAAGCCGCAAUAACACCCAUAUCCUUUAUAAGAUAAAGGAUUGCAUCCGGUAGCACAAACCAGCAUAUUGUAAAGAUGUAUUACUCCCCUUUUGAUCCUUUUAUGGGACAGCGUCUCUUCGUUGUGUAUCCUAAAACAACCCGUAUUUUUUACUAGACCUUGUUCGAUAUUUUCCAAUAAAAUUAUACAGAAAUUUCGAAAAACCAGA